This is a messenger RNA of Cajanus cajan (pigeon pea), 2036 nucleotides long. RefSeq names its product protein NRT1/ PTR FAMILY 5.6. The record is from RefSeq and is a predicted model, not a curated record. NCBI's taxonomy places the organism in Eukaryota, Viridiplantae, Streptophyta, Magnoliopsida, Fabales, Fabaceae. Gene Ontology annotation, biological process: dipeptide transport; transmembrane transport. Gene Ontology annotation, cellular component: membrane. Gene Ontology annotation, molecular function: tripeptide transmembrane transporter activity; dipeptide transmembrane transporter activity.
AAGCAAAUCCUCCUCUAUAAAAAGAGGUGACCAUGUAUUAGACAAUAGCAAGGAAGGAUAUAGAAGCCUUCACCACCCUUGCAGUGUUAAAGUAUAGCAAUACUCAAUCAACCCUGUGAGAUGGAGAAGGUGAGUGUGGAAGUAAAACCAGAAGAGGGUGAUGAGAUGAAAUGGGUUCAUGAUUCUUCACUGGACCACAAAGGCAUGGUUCCACUCCGAGCUUCAACUGGUUCUUGGAAAGCUGCUCUCUUCAUUAUUGCAAUUGAGACUAGUGAGAGGUUGAGCUACUUUGGAAUAGCAACCAGUUUGGUUCUUUACCUGACAAAGGUUAUGCAUCAAGAACUCAAGACAGCAGCAAGAAAUGUGAACUACUGGUCUGGUGUCACAACUUUGAUGCCACUGUUUGGUGGAUUCAUAGCCGAUGCAUACUUGGGUCGUUACUCCACUGUGCUCGCAUCAUCCAUUGUUUAUCUCGUAGGUUUGAUUCUCCUUACUCUUUCUUGGUUCUUACCAAGCUUAAAGCCAUGUGAUCACACAAACAUGUGCGCUGAACCUAGGAGAAUUCAUGAAGUGAUUUUCUUCCUUGCCAUCUACUUAAUAUCUAUUGGAACUGGAGGGCACAAACCUUCCUUGGAGAGCUUUGGGGCUGAUCAAUUUGAUGAGGAUCAUGAUGAAGAAAGGAGGCAAAAAAUGUCCUUUUUCAAUUGGUGGAAUUGUGCACUAUGCAGUGGACUUAUUCUUGGAGUGACCCUCAUUGUUUACAUUCAAGACAACAUAAACUGGGGUGCUGCUGAUAUUAUCUUCACUGUGGUCAUGGCUUUUUCACUGCUCAUCUUCAUAAUAGGAAGACCAUUUUAUCGUUAUAGGGUACCAACUGGGAGUCCCUUGACUCCAAUGUUGCAGGUUCUUGUUGCUGCCAUUUCCAAAAGAAAGCUUCCAUAUCCUUCUAACCCUGCUCAAUUGUAUGAAGUUCCCAAGUCUCUAAGCAACAAUAGGAGAUUUCUCUGUCACACUAACAAACUCAAAUUUCUUGACAAGGCAGCAAUUCUUGCUAGUGAUGGAAGUUCAGCAGAGAAGCAGAGUCCAUGGAACCUAGCAACUGUGACUAAGGUUGAAGAAAUGAAGCUUAUAAUCAACAUAAUCCCCAUUUGGUUAUCUACCUUACCUUUCGGUAUAUGUGUGGCACAAACAUCCACAUUCUUCAUCAAACAAGGUACCAAGUUGAACAGAAAGGUAGGCAAUGGAUUUGAGAUUCCUCCAGCUUCAAUCUUCACCUUUGCUGCCUUGGGGAUGGUGAUUUCUGUGACCAUAUAUGACAAGAUUCUUGUACCUGUGUUAAGAAAACUAACUCAAAACGAGAGAGGAAUCAACAUUCUUCAGAGGAUUGGUUUUGGAAUGCUUUUCUCUGUUGGCACAAUGAUAGUAGCUGCUUUGGUGGAGAAAAAGAGGCUUGAAGCUGUUGAGAGGGAUCCACUGAAGGGUUCACUAACAAUGAGUGUCUUCUGGUUGGCACCACAGUUUCUCAUCAUUGGCUUUGGUGAUGGGUUCACUCUUGUGGGGUUGCAAGAGUACUUUUAUGACCAAGUUCCUGACUCAAUGAGAAGCCUUGGCAUAGCAUUUUACCUUAGUGUAAUUGGGGCAGCGAGUUUCCUAAGUAGCAUGCUAAUAACAGUUGUUGAUCACAUGACAAAGAAGAGUGGGAAGAGUUGGUUUGGGAAGGAUUUGAAUAGUAGUCGCUUGGACAAAUUCUAUUGGCUUUUGGCAGCCAUAACCACUGUGAAUUUCUUCUUGUUUGUGUUUGUUGCUCGUCGAUAUUCAUACAAAAAUGUGCAAAAGGUAGCAGUGGCUGAUUGCUAUGAAGGGAAAAGUGAUAGUGAGGGUGUGGAAACCAAGGUUUAGGGGCAUGUAAACAACAGAGGGAAAUGUUCCUGUGUAGAACAAUAUAUUAUCACCACAUCUCUUGUCAGCUUAUAUUUAUGCUGCUUACUCUUAUAUAUUGUUCUCUCAUCCUUAAAUAUGAUUUUGGUUUUGGGUUA